Messenger RNA from Neohortaea acidophila, 1305 nucleotides. RefSeq lists its product as uncharacterized. The coding region runs from base 59 to 1189 and encodes 376 amino acids. The transcript is spliced from 2 exons. NCBI's taxonomy places the organism in Eukaryota, Fungi, Ascomycota, Dothideomycetes, Mycosphaerellales, Teratosphaeriaceae. The record is from RefSeq and is a predicted model, not a curated record.
CCAUUGACCAACGUAACAAUCGUCAGUGCAAAACUUCAAUCAUCAUUGUAAGAUAAACAUGUCCAACACAAACUCCCCUCCACCACUCAACAUCCCCGCAUCCACCGCAACAGUCACCAUCUCCGCCAUCGACACAACGACCCUGCUGGACUCAAAUACCGCCUCGCUAACGUGGAACCCACCCAUCAAGGGUUUCGACCGAGCUGUCGCCGGAUCCUGGAGUUUCCUUAUCGAGCACCACGCUUCGGGGCGAAAGUUGCUAUAUGACCUCGGUCUGCGAACGGAUUGGGAGAAGCUGCCGCCCGCGUUGGGGUUGCAGGCGCUAAUGGACCAGGGGGUGGUGAAUGAGUUGAAGGCUACGAAGGGCGUGGCGGAGAUUUUAACUGAAGGGGGUGUGAGGUUGGAGGAGGUUGAGGCGGUUAUUUGGUCGCAUUGGCACUUCGACCACACAGGCGACAUGUCGACCUUCCCCUCCACCACCCGGCUCAUCGUCGGCCCGCAUUUCAAACAACAACUCCUCCCCGGCUACCCAUCCGACCUCAACGGCGUGGUAAUGGAAUCCGACUUCCACGGCCGCGAAAUCGACGAGUUGGACUUCACCCACCCCACCGCCAUCCGAGUCGGCCGCUUCAAAGCCCUCGAUUACUUCGGCGACGGCAGCUUCUACAUCCUCGACGCCCCCGGCCACGCCAUCGGACACGUACAUGCCCUCGCCCGCACACACGCCUCGCCCGACGCUGCUUUCGUUCACCUGGCUGCCGAUUCGAUUCAUCAUGUCGGCGAGAUCCGACCUUCGGAGUACUUGCCUCUGCCGGAUCCUAUUGUGCCUUCUCCCGUGCCUACAGUGCAUCCGUUCAGUUGUCCAGGGCAUUUCUUCUCUGCUAUUCUGAGAGAAGGAUCUCGGAAGAAGCCGAUUUUAGAGGGCCAGGAUCCGUUCAAGGAGUUGGGUGGUGAUUCGAGGUUGAGUUUGAUUUACGAUGAGCCGGCUUUACGGGAUACGAUUGAGAAGGAUGAAGAGUUUGAUGCGCACGAGGCUGUUUUCACUGUUAUUGCGCAUGAUUGGAGUUUGAAGGGGGUGAUUGAUGAGUGGCCCAAGCCUUUGAAUGCGUGGAGAGAGCAGGGGUGGAAGGAGAAGGGGACCUGGAAGUUUUUAGAGGAUUUUGAGGCGGCGGGUGUGCAUGAGAGUUAAUAGAGCAAGGAGAUAUGAAGAAUGACUGCCGUGUUACUGUUAGAUGAGGAGCUGUUAGACCAUGAAAGACGGUUGCGAUCAGGUACGAAAUAGAAAUGUACACCGUACCUUCCCUG